AUGUCUUCAACGCAACAACAACAACAAACAAUAAAUUAUGAAAAGCUUCCUCUGGCCUUUGGCAUUUUCACUGGGUUGUGGUUAGUUGCAGGAUUAGCCUGGAUUGCGCAUGUUGCGUACUAUUAUUAUUUUAAAAAGAUCAGUCUUUCUCUUCAUCGGAUCAUCAUAUUGAUUCCUCUCGCUAAACUUGUUCAUACAUCAACAUCAAUUUAUUUAUUUAAUGAUUGCGCAAGUAAUGGAAAUCGUUGCGGUGUUACUCCUACGAUAAUAGCCAACAUUGCAAAUGUUAUUUUCAAUAUUUGCUUAUUCGGUGGUUUAUUGUAUUUAGGAAAGGGUGUUUCAAUAACGCGGACAGCUAUUGAAGCAUCGGAAAAACGUUCAAUGAUAUGGAAUUUAGUUUGUUUAGCGUUAUGUGAGAUUGCCAAAGUUUUUAAUGUGUUCUUCAUUUUCCCUCUAUUUGUAAUAUAUGUGAUAAUAUUUGGACAUGCACUGUCAUCAAUUGGAAUGAAUAUUAAGUUAUUGGAUCACCGAUAUAUGGAAGUAGAAGCUCCUUUGAUUUUAGAAGUCAACAUUAUGAAAUCUCCAACAUUCAUGAAAAUGAACUUAUUCAAAAAGCUCCGAUUCCUACUGUUUCUUUUCUUAGGAUCUUAUAUUGCAAUCUUUGCAUUGAUGGUAGUAUUUAUGUUUGCUGGAGAAACGCAAAAUGAUUUUUGGAUUCAACUCGUUGCCGCAGAGGCAUUACAAUUUACUGUGUGUGGCUUGGUUGCUAUGCUCAUUCGUAUAAGGGAUUUUUCUGAAUAUCAACAAGUUGAUGAAAGAGUGGAACAAUUGAGACGAGAUCGUCAGCAGAGAGCAAGGAAUGAUAUUAGAGAUUUGCUGAGAACCAUAACAACAGCUCCAAGCAGCGAUGAAACAGAACGUCAAACGGUGAAGUUUGCAACAAAAACAAACCCAAUCACUAACUCGUUAUGUUUGUGUGUGAUUGAGAACCCAGUAUCAAAAGAAAAUGUUCAAGGAAAAUACGCACUUGCUGUAGAAGCUAGUCAAUAA
Messenger RNA from Naegleria lovaniensis, 1050 nucleotides. RefSeq lists its product as uncharacterized. NCBI's taxonomy places the organism in Eukaryota, Heterolobosea, Eutetramitea, Acrasida, Naegleriidae. The record is from RefSeq and is a predicted model, not a curated record. The transcript is spliced from 3 exons. Bases 1 to 1050 code for a protein of 349 amino acids.